UGCUAAUGAAUUAAUCAUUGUUGGCCGAGAAUGCUUGUUUGCAUGUUGUGGCGGCAGAAAGUUUAAUCCUUUUUUCUUCCACCGUCUUUUGUAGAUAUAAUAAGGUUUUGAACUUCAGUGCAUGGACUGCACUUCUUUUUCUGGCUAAGAACCCUUUACAAGAGAGGUGUGGUCGCAAUAUGGGUGCCUUAUGUUGUUGUUUUCAUGUCCCUGAUGUUCAAAAUAAUACUGGCUUAGACAAUUCGAGUUCAGAUGAUUGUUUGUGUCCCAAGUGCUUCUUUCAGAAUUUCAUUAACAAGCAUCGGAAUGUGUUGACCAGAGGACAAAUUCGUGCCAUCUCUUCAUCUAAUCAGCAGGCACCUGCUUUAAAUUCUGAAAUGGUUCUCAAUGAUUCACCCGAGGUCAGUGAGUCUCAUGACAGAGCAGAGCCGAACGCUGCCAGUUCAAGGUAUUUGGAAGAACAAUGUAAUGAAUCAAGUGAAAGACAGGAGAAAGGCACUUGCUGUUUACGAGUUCAGCCUGAACCAGUUAGACAAAGAGAUAAUAAAGUUAAUUCAAAAUCUUUACAAGGAGACAGAAUCGUUGUCUCUAACAGUGAAGCGCGAUCUCAAAGGCAGAAUUGUGGUUCGGAAUCUUGUCUGGAUGAUUUGUCAUUCGGAGUGGAAAGUAUUUUUGCAAAUAUAAAUCCUUCACCAGAUGAUGAAGAUGUGUGCCCAACAUGUCUUGAAGAGUAUACACAAGAAAAUCCCAAGAUAGUAGCAAAGUGUUCUCAUCAUUAUCACCUCAGUUGUAUCUAUGAGUGGAUGGAAAGAAGCAAAAAUUGUCCAGCAUGUGGAAAGUUGAUGCUGUUCAACGAAUCAAGUUGAACUUGUGGUGUGACGCAGCAAGGAGGAUCAGACGAUGAUUUGCUGAACUAGAGGAUAUGGAAACAUGACAUGGAUGGCUCAUGCUGAUAAAGGUUUCUACACUAGAUUGCUGAGUUUUUGCAAAUAGUUCUUGUUUUCUCCAACAACAAAUUAUCUUUAUUUAAUCAUCUGCGCUUUAAUGGAGUGCUCCUACAUUGCUGGUUGAAAAGAUAUCUUACCAACUGAUGGCUUAUUCUUUA
Molecule: messenger RNA, 1105 nt
Organism: Sesamum indicum (sesame)
Lineage: Eukaryota; Viridiplantae; Streptophyta; Magnoliopsida; Lamiales; Pedaliaceae
Product: E3 ubiquitin-protein ligase
Molecular function (GO): ubiquitin-protein transferase activity
Source: RefSeq, a predicted model, not a curated record